GGAGAUAAGGCGGCGAGGAGGAGCGUCAGCCUUUAAGAAGCAGCGGCCGCUGGGCAGCUCCUUAGAUGUCUUACGAGUCUCUUCCGGACGUCUUUGCUUAGCUGGGGCGGAAAAAGCAGAGUGAGGAAGAGAGAUCCCAGAACUAGGUGAGAGCCCUGCUUCCUACGGAAAUGUCAGGAGCAUAUUUUCCGAGGUAUCUCCUCAGACGUCUCACCAGCCAUGACCACCGCGAUUCUGGAAUGCCUCAGCACAUUGUCUGUGAGCGCGCAGCAGUUGCGCCGUCUACCCAAGCUUCUGGAAGGUGGCCUGCCAAAGAUGCCUUCGACUGUCAAGGACGCAGAGGUUCCCCGUCUUUUCAGAGAGCCCUACAUCCAAACAGGGUACCGGCCAACGGACCAGAACUGGAAGUAUUACUUUCUCAGCCUUUUCCAGAAGCACAAUGAGUCGGUCAAUGUCUGGACGCACCUGGUGGUGGCCUUGGCCGUUCUUCUCAGGUUCCGAGCUUUUGCAGAGUCUGGAGAGUUCUCCCUGGAGACCUUUUCCCUUCCUUUGGUUAUUUACGUGUUGUCCUCGUUGACCUAUCUCACGUGCAGCAUCCUUGCCCAUUUGCUGCAGUCCAAGUCUGAGCUGGCUCAUUAUACAUUCUACUUCAUGGACUAUGUCGGAGUCUGCACAUACCAGUACGGAAGCGCGCUGGCCCAUUAUUACUACAGUUCCAACCAAGAAUGGUACAAUGUAGCGUGGCCCUUUUUCCUACCAGGAGCUGCAUUCUUGGGGUGGUCCUCUUGUGUCGGGUGCUGCUAUGCAAAAUACCGGUACAGACGACCCUACCCAAUCAUGAGAAAACUCUGUCAGGUCAUCCCGGCUGGUCUAGCAUACGUCUUAGACAUAAGUCCGGUCAUUCACCGGAUAGUGACUUGCCACAUGGACAGUUGCAUGGACAAAGCUUUUUGGUUCCACUGUCUACAAAUCGUCUUCUUCGUCAUCGGAGCGUAUUUUUUCUCGUGUCCCGUCCCGGAGAAAUAUUUCCCGGGUUCCUGCGACAUUGUAGGGCACGGUCACCAGAUAUUCCAUUUGUUCUUGGGUAUGUGCACCUUGUCGCAGCUGGAAGGAGUUCUCGUUGACUACAAAGCCAGACGAGAUACCUUCACAAAGAGAUACAGCUCGGAAUAUACCCACAUGUUUGCCAUCUCCUUCUUCGGGCUUAUAUUAAGCAGUACGAUGUCCGCUGUUUAUCUACAACGGAAGAUCAAAAAGCAGCUGGCAGAAAAAGACGCGUAAAACCGGUGCAUAUUUUUUUUUUUAAAAUAUAUUAAUAAUUUAACAUUCUGACGAAAACAUAUAGUAAUGUGAAAUACUGUGUAUUAAUAGGACUAAAUUUGGUUUGAUUUUUGUAAAAACAGAACUGGGCUCUUGAUUGACCAAAACGCAUUUUACUUACUCGGAAUUUUUAGCCUUAUCCUUCGUGAGGGAGCCUUUCCUCAAACCAAGCAGUGUUUGGCCGUAUCACGGCCUGAAGCUGUAGAACGAUCACGGUUUAGCGGAAUUCCGCCUUAGAACCUUAGAAAAUGAUGUAAUCGCGGCUACAGAUGAAUGCCUCAGGCAAUGACCCCUUGCAAAUGCACUGAAGACUUCUACAGAAUCCCCAUUUGCCCCUUUCUUUACCCCCCAGCUCUUCGACUUGGAGGAGAUGUGUUCAACCAAACAUAUCUCUUCUCGCUACCAGUGAGCUUCAGCGAGUGUGCUUGGGAAGGUCCAAUGAGACCCCCGUGUGUGUGUGUGUGUGUGUAUGCAAUGCUCUCCCAUUGAUAUUAAUGGGGGCACUGUGGUGGACCUCCUCAUGAAGUUGCCCCUGCACUGCUGACGGAAGCAAGAAAUUAUCAGAAAUCAACAAAACUAAAAGAAAAAACCACAAGUUUCAAACUUCUCCUCCUUUGGUCCAGCUUUCAGACGACUCAUGAAGGUUUUGAGAAGAUUCCCUCAAUGAUAUCCCUAAAAUGUUCUAUUUCUGGGCCAACUAAAUGGUGUCUUUUUUUGAAGGACCUUGACAUUUUAAUCAUACUGGUGCUGGCACAUAUAAUCUUCUUCUGCCAAUUUUUAAUGUUUCUGUUUUAAAAUAGAAUUUUAGAAUGUUUGUAUCCAGAAUCGUUGGCCAAUCUUUCCGCAAGACGUAUAAAAUGACUGGGUCAAAGCUGGUUGAGGCGUCCAGGUUGCACUGAGAGAUAAGCCGUGGAUGCGAUGAGACCAGGCUUUCAGAAGGGACCUCUCUAGGAGGACAUCUCCAUGACGUUGCACUGUGUGUGUUCCUGUGUCAAUGGUUGGGCAACAGCAUUGGUGGACAUUGGUUGUAGAAGUAGGUAGACCAAUUAGUUCCAGAAUGUACAUUGUGAUAGGUUUCUGUACCCGGUAGGUUCAUCAUUCAGUAGUUUGGACCAUCUAACUAGUCCACCACGGGACAAGGCCAUGGACACCAGCAUCAGACAGUUCCGGACUUAGCCUCAUAUCUUAUUUCAACAAAAAGAGAGACUUUUGUACUUAUGUAGACAAAAUGCCUGUCUUCUGGUACUGUUUAUUAUGUCUGUGAUAUUAAUAUAUUUAUUAUCUUAACCGAGACAGCCUCAUCUGAAGACCAGGUCAAGUUGACCCAGGAACUAACCCACGCCUCAACAAGGGCAUUCAGUAAACAUUUGUUUUAUACUUGAUUCUUAAAGUUUACCUUAUAACCACUUAUUUGCCUUAAAAAAAAACAUUAAUUAAUGCUUUAGCAGGUCUGGAUAACCACCUACCCUCUAAGCUAUGGAACGGUAACAUGGUAAUGGACCUCACUCCACCAAGUAGCUUGUGGUCGUCCAGUCCGGCUCAGUUUAGGAAUCACAGAGUCAGCUUGAUUAAGUUAUUGGACUUGUAUUGAUAUGAUAUGCAGGGGAGGGCAGGCAACUGGCAACAAAAACCAAUGAAGCCAAUAUAGGGAGCCCAGAAAGGACCUAGUCGGGGUGUAAACAUUGUUUAAUGUUCCUUUAGGUCUAGACACCCUGGUGGAUGCAUAUGGAACUGGAAAACACAAACCAAAAAAAGACAAGACUACGCAUGGGGUAGUAGCCAAAAGCCUAGGUGGCAUUUGCCCCCAUCCUGUCUCACAUUGCCAGCCCUCCCCUGGUAACAGACGGAAUUAUAGAUUAUUCCAACAGCCGUACUUAUCACGGGUAUGGAACCCAAAUAAAAGUGAAUGGAUUCUCA
This is a messenger RNA of Spea bombifrons (plains spadefoot toad), 3237 nucleotides long. It is a transcript of the gene PAQR8, whose product is annotated as progestin and adipoQ receptor family member 8. Gene Ontology annotation, cellular component: plasma membrane. The record is from RefSeq and is a predicted model, not a curated record. Gene Ontology annotation, biological process: response to steroid hormone. Bases 220 to 1281 code for a protein of 353 amino acids. NCBI's taxonomy places the organism in Eukaryota, Metazoa, Chordata, Amphibia, Anura, Pelobatidae. The transcript has 2 exons. Gene Ontology annotation, molecular function: steroid binding; nuclear steroid receptor activity.